UUUGCCGCGUCCCCUUUAAGUGGUGUUGGGUGGAGGCUUUGAAACGCAAAGGGAAGCUAAAGAGUCAAAUUGUUGGUAAACAGAACUCUUUUAAGAAAUUUUACUCUCAUCGGUACAUUGAGACAGUUACGAUACAACAGGUCAGCAGGGCUGGAGGUCUGGAUGCAGUCGUCAUGGUGAAGGAUGUUCCGGAAAGUCAAAAAGCGCCACAGCAGCAGCAGCUCACAAAGCAGUGAGAUCAGCACCAAAAGCAAGUCAGUAGACUCGAGUCUGGGAGGGCUCUCUAGAUCCAGUACUGUCGCCAGCCUUGAUACAGACUCCACCAAGAGCUCAGGUAACAGCGCGUCUGACACAUGCGCUGAGUUCCGGGUUAGGUAUGUAGGAGCAAUUGAGAAGUUACAGUUUGACAUGAGCAAGACCCUGCAGGAGCCUCUGGACCUCAUCAGCUAUAUUGAUGCUGCUCAGCAAGAUGGAAAGCUGCCCUUCAUGCCUGGAGAUGAGGAGAUGAUUCUGGGAGUUUCCAAGUACGGCGUCAAAGUGGCCUCACUGAAUCAGUGUGAUGUGCUGCAUCGCCACCCUCUGUACCUGAUAGUGCGUAUGCUGUGUUACGACGAUGGCCUCGGUGCAGGGAAGAACCUCCUGGCUCUCAAAACCACCGAUGCAAAACAAGAAGCGUGCAGCAUCUGGGUGUACCAGUGUAGCAGCUCAGAGCAGGCUCAGUCCAUCUGCAAGGUGCUGUCGGCUUCGUUUGACUGCGCUCUGACGUCAGACAAGUCCUGAGGCCGGAGAAACGGACCAGAGCUUAGAUCUGUGUAGAAGAGAAGUUAAACAAUUGCAAAACCAACAUCAGUAAAUCAGGAAACUACCACGGCUGCACUGUGAUUGCCAAAAGAUGCAACAGUUUUCUUUUUCAACUUUUUAUAUUUUAACCGAGUUUCACUGCAGGACAAAUCCACUGUUGUUUUCUGUGUUCAGUAUCUGUUGUUACAGAUACUGUCACUUUCCCAUCAUCCUACUGUGAAGUCUGAAUCAUUUCCCUGGAAUUAUUAUUUUUUUUUACCUCCCUUCUUUGACCUUUCAAAAUAAAACAAGCAAAAGGAAAGUUAAGGAAGGAAAUUGCUGCACAAAAAACACUGUAGAGUUUUAGCAGUAUAAUAUGAAUUAUGUAAAGUAAAUGAUGGUAUAAAAUAGUGACUGUUGUAGUCCCUCCCUGCCUACCUAUGUCAGCAUAUGGGAGAUGGAUGAUAGAUGUACAUGGGAGGUAUUCAUCAGCGGAGAAAUGACACGGUACACAGAUUUGCUGACAUGCACCUGAUUUAGUUUUCUUCAUGUGUAAACUGCUCAGAUCCUUUUCAAAGUUUACACAUCCUUUUGUGUGUCUUUGUGUUUUGUUUUGGAACAGUAUUGAUACAACAGUGGUCACUAUUUGACUGAGAGGUACGUUACCAAGUGGCUUUAACUGUGCCCCACAUCCUGUAUUUUGUCACCUGAGGAAGCUUACUCUUCUUAAUUUGAGGGUUUACCCAUUUUUUAUUUUCUUUAUUUGAUCUUGUUUUACACUUUAAAUUUCUUGGUACCAAAAGAUUGAUGUGCUUUCAGAUUUGAUAAGUCUUUGUUUUCACUUCACUAGAUUUGAUUUACUCAGCUGUUAGAAACAUUUGUGUAGUAAAAACAUGUUUACAGUGGUGGUACUAACUUGAUUCACCUUGUACAUAACGCACACCCUCUCCCCGUCCUCUGUUUUCACCAUGGUCUGUUUAAGGCUGGGUUGAAAAUCUGCGACAAUAAUAUAUAGUUUGAUGUGGUACAGCAGAGGAGUGGGUUUUGUUUUUAAUUAUUUUACCAAAUAAAGUAUAAUUUCUCAAUUUUC
Monopterus albus (swamp eel) is the source of this 1870-nucleotide messenger RNA. RefSeq names its product integrin beta 1 binding protein 1 (gene itgb1bp1). Gene Ontology annotation, biological process: negative regulation of substrate adhesion-dependent cell spreading; negative regulation of focal adhesion assembly. The transcript is spliced from 7 exons. Gene Ontology annotation, molecular function: integrin binding. The record is from RefSeq and is a predicted model, not a curated record. Bases 184 to 780 code for a protein of 198 amino acids. NCBI's taxonomy places the organism in Eukaryota, Metazoa, Chordata, Actinopteri, Synbranchiformes, Synbranchidae. Gene Ontology annotation, cellular component: cytoskeleton; ruffle; lamellipodium.